Molecule: messenger RNA, 861 nt
Organism: Cryphonectria parasitica EP155
Lineage: Eukaryota; Fungi; Ascomycota; Sordariomycetes; Diaporthales; Cryphonectriaceae
Exons: 2
Source: RefSeq, a predicted model, not a curated record
AAGCUGUGCGUUAAAAGGGUCAUACUCAUCGGCAUUCUGCUGUCCUACUUGCCGCAGCACUUCCGCAUCAUCUCCCGCGGGACAUCCUUUGGCCUCUCUCCUUAUUUUGUUCUUUUGGGCACCACAUCUGCAACAUCCGCCUUUGCCAACAUUAUUGUCCUCCCGCCCAGCAGGACUUGUAUAGAAUGCUGUCCGUCCAUUAGCGGGUUGGCCUGCUCUGCAGGUCUGCUCGGGAUUGCCCAGAUUACAGUCCAAUGGGUGUGCUUCGGUAUCAUAAUGAUCCUCUUCCUCGUCUACUUCCCCAAAGCGACCCCCAACACCCCCAACGUCGACACAGACAAGGAGCCCCCUUCCUACCGCUCUGCCGUCCUCGUCGUCCUCGUCUGCGUGGUCUACACCGUAGCCCUGGCCAUCGCCUCCACGUACAUCAUCCUCGCCCAGCCCGCCAGCCUGGCCUGGAAGUGGGCAGACGCCCUCGGCAUCACGGGCACCGCGCUAGCCUCGAUCCAGUACUUCCCGCAGAUCUAUACCACGUAUAAGCUGAAGAGUCUGGGGAGCUUGAGUAUUCCUAUGAUGUGCGUGCAGACGCCCGGCGGGUACCUGUGGGCGGCGAGCCUGGCGGUGCGACUGGGGUGGGAGGGGUGGAGUGCUUGGAUUCUGUAUGUGUUUAUUUCGACAUUGCAGGGGGUGGUUUUAGGGAUGGGCUUGUAUUUCAAGUGGAAGAAGAGGGGGCAGGGAGGGGAAGAUGGGGAGACGGAGGAUGGUGAUGAGCAACAACAGCACGGAUAUGAAGGCCAGGGAGAUGGAGAGGGGCGAGAUACCGGGAAUGAGAACACACCACUGCUCCGCUCGGAUGGUUAG